AUGAGUGAUUCGGCAGAUUUGGAUUCUUCUAUAUCCACUCAUGCGAUAUUAUCAUCUACAUCCAGAAAGCCGUAUGCUUUGGAAGAAGCUUGUACAGUUUGGGGAGGGGUUUUGAUUGAUCAAAAAGAAGAAUCUACUUCAACCGAUAUGCCCUUAGGCACGGUCAUACAUAACAUAGAAAUUACAUUCGGAAAGGGUGGACAAUUAGCUAGAGCAGCGGGCGCUGUAGCGAAACUGAUUGCAAAAGAGGGAAAAUCGGCCACGUUAAAAUUACCUUCUGGGGAGGUCCGUUUGAUAUCCAAAAACUGCUCAGCAACAGUCGGACAAGUGGGGAAUGUUGGGGUAAACCAGAAAAGUUUGGGUAGAGCCGGAUCUAAAUGUUGGCUAGGUAAGCGUCCUGUAGUAAGAGGAGUAGUUAUGAACCCUGUAGACCAUCCCCACGGGGGUGGUGAAGGGAGGGCCCCAAUUGGUAGAAAAAAACCCGCAACUCCUUGGGGUUAUCCUGCACUUGGAAAAAGAAGUAGAAAAAGGAAUAAAUAUAGUGAUAAUUUGAUUCUUCGUCGCCGUAGUAAAUAGUAGAGUAGAUAAAAUCGAAUUUGUUUCUUCGUCUUUACAAAAAAAGGGAGUAAUUAAC
Gastrolobium bilobum is the source of this 634-nucleotide messenger RNA. RefSeq names its product large ribosomal subunit protein uL2cz/uL2cy-like. The transcript is spliced from 2 exons. Gene Ontology annotation, biological process: cytoplasmic translation. Bases 1 to 576 code for a protein of 191 amino acids. Gene Ontology annotation, cellular component: large ribosomal subunit; ribosome. Gene Ontology annotation, molecular function: transferase activity; RNA binding; structural constituent of ribosome. The record is from RefSeq and is a predicted model, not a curated record. Lineage: Eukaryota; Viridiplantae; Streptophyta; Magnoliopsida; Fabales; Fabaceae.